AUGGAUACUGACACGAUAUUUGUGAAUGAUACCAUUCGUCCGCAUACAGCUUCAGUUGUGUGGAGUUAUCUGGAGAGUGAAACCAUUCCACAUGCGCCGUGGCCUGCUAGAUCACUCGACCUGAAUACCAUACAGCAUUUGUGGAACACUUUAGGACAACGGAUACUAGGGCGCUAUGUGCUGUCAGGCACUCUCCACGAGCUCCGACAUGCAUUACUACAGGAAUGGGCGCUGCUGCCACAAGCUAUCACCGACGCAACUUGCUUCGGCCGUUGUCAAUGGUGGAAGUUAUACCAGAAAAAAAAAAAAAAAAAAGAAAUUGUAGUAAAGGACAGAAAUUCAACUAGAGAAUUCUUUUUUGACAAGGUAUUUCCUCCUGAUACAAAACAAAUAUCUGUGGACAAAGCUGUUGUUGGACCACUGAUUCAGGAAGUUCUGAUGGGUUAUAAUUGUACUGUUUUUGCGUAUGGUCAAACAGGAAGAGGAAAAACCUAUACAAUGGAAGGUGAAAGAAACAGUACAACAUGUUCUUGGGAAGAUGACUCAGGAGCAGGAAUUAUUCCCCGUUCUUUGCAUCAGUUGUUUGAAGAAUUAAAUAAAGAAGAAAAUGUAGAAUUUUCUGUUCGUGUGUCAUUCCUUGAAGUAUAUAAUGAAGAGUUAUUUGAUUUGCUCAGUUCAACUGAAUUGUCCAGAUUGCGCUUAUUUGAGGAUUCUAACCGUAAGGGUUCUGUAAUUAUUCAAGGUUUAGAAGAAAUCAUGGUGAAUAGCAGAGAUGAAGUAUAUGCUAUUUUAGAAAAACGCACAUCUCGCAGACAAACAGCUGCAACCAUGUUAAAUGCUACGUCUAGCCGUAGUCAUACUGUUUUUUCAAUAACUGUGCAUAUAAAAGAAAAUACUAUUGAAGGAGAACUUUUAAAAACUGGAAAGUUAAAUUUGGUUGACCUUGCCGGAAGUGAAAAUGUUGGACGUUCUGGAGCUGUUGACAAAAGAGCUAGAGAGGCUAGUAACAUAAACCAGAGCCUUUUGACCUUAGGUAGAGUGAUAACUGCUUUGACUGAGAAACAGCCACAUGUACCUUAUAGGGAAAGUAAGUUAACUAGACUACUUCAAGACUCUCUUGGUGGGCAUACAAAAACAUCUAUCAUUGCUACUAUAUCUCCUGCAUCAUGUAAUAUUGAUGAAACAAUAAGCACUUUGGACUAUGCUACAAAGGCAAAGACUAUAACAAUAAAGCCUGAAGUGAACCAAAAAAUGACAAAAAGAGCUCUUAUUCGUAAAUACACUGAAGAAAUUGAACGACUGAGAAAAGACCUUGUUGCCUUAAGAAGCAAAGAAGGUUUUUACAUUGACUUAGAUAACCAUACAAAUAUGAUUAAUGAAAUUGAGGUUAAGAAAGAACUUAUCAGAGAACUUACUGAAAAGAUUGAGGAGUUGACGGAAGAAAAUACAAAGAUUGAAGAAUUAUUUACUUCAACAAAAGAUGAACCUUACAAGACGUGUGUAAAACUGGAUAAAACUCAUAAAAUGUACGAAAAAACUGCUACCGAACUUUCUAGCAAGACUGACGCAUUAAACUAUACACGAAAGGUCCUUAGUGAAACAACGCUACAGAGAGAUGAAAAUCAGUAUUUAAUUGGCAUUCAAAAAAUUACUGAAAAGAAGCUAUCACAACAAGCACAACUGUUAUUACAAGUUGAAGAUCAGACAACUAAUGAUGUGAGUGGACUUCAUGCUAAAUUUGAGCGAAAACAAAUGGUGGAAAAAACUAAUGAAGAACGAUGUCAAGAUUUUAGAAUGAUGUAUCAAAAACAGUUUGCUAAAUUGGAAGAUAUGGUUUCAAAUGCUGAAAAGGAACAAAUUGAAAAUCUUCAAAGUAUUAAAGAGGAUUUAGAUACUGCUAUACAUGGUUUUCAUGAGUAUCAGCAACAAUCAGUUAAAUGUUUAACUGAUUUGCUUGAUUAUCAUAAGAUUAAUAUGAGUAAUCUAUCAUCGCACAUGAAAGCUGAAGCAGCAAAUGAUAUUCAGUGGGGUGAUUGCUUGCUUGAAAAAUUAAAAUGUAAAAAGGAUUCAAAUAUAUCUGAUAAACACAUGUUUUUAUAUGAGGAAUUCCCAAUAUUGCUCAAUCAAUUAAAUGCAAAAAAUCUGAAGACAUUUUAUGAGCAUCAUGAGCAGUUGCUUAAAGAAUUCCAGCAGCAGACACAAUCUAUUUCGACUACUCAAACUAAUCUGCAAGAGGAGUUCUCAAAGAAAUUGAAUGAACUGCAAGAAAUCAUGUCAUCCCUUCAGACUUACAGCAAAUGUCAAAAAGAAUUGAAUAAAUGUAUUUUUGAGCUCGAAGGAACUUGUUUUAAAAUAAAGGAUAAUAUAGAAGUCUUAAAAGACAUUGAAAGGCCUAUGGAAAUGUUAAUACCCUCAUCAGAAGAAACUGAAAAAGAGAAGGCUAUUUUAGAUUAUAUAUUAGGUACAAUAAAUGUAAAAGAGUUUGUUACAAGAAAUGAAAGCAUAUUUGAAAGUGGACAGAAUAUAAAUUCUUCUGUUUGCAAUCUUUUGGAGCAAAAUACAAAGGCAGAAGAGGAAAAUUUUACAGACAUUAAAACUGCAUUUGGAAAUCAUUCAUCUUUUGUUUCUCACAAUCAGCAAACAGCAGGAGACAUAUUUAAAGAUAUUGAAACAUCUUUGCUAAAUAAAGUCAGAAAUGAUAGCUCUCUACUUCAAAAACGCAGUGAAGUAUUGCAGACCGUUACUCUGAAAUCAACAAAUACUGUUAAUGAGUCUGAAAAGGCUAUUAAUGAAGCAGCAGCAAAACUUAAAAAUGAAAUAUUUAAAAGAGAUCUUGAAUUUGAGAAAUUCAUUGCAGAAGACUUAGUUAAAGAUGUUCCUACAGGAACAACACCUGUGCGAAAAACAUAUGUUUAUUCAAAGAUGCUUGUUGCAACAUCUCCUCAUGACCGCAUACUACAGAGGUUCCACACACAACUGGCGGCUGACACCGCUGUUGCAGUAAACUUGCCUUUAGAUUCAAGUUUAAAUGAAAGUGAAGAGCUGAAAAACACAGAUAAUGAUGUAAGUCCUGAAGUUACAAACCUGAAUUCAUCUGUAAGUGAAAAUUCCAGCUGCGAAACUGCCUCUUCUGUAUCAGACGCUAAAAAGACAAAAUCGACUCCUUAUAUAACGUUUGAGAAGAAAACGAAUUGUCUCUGUAAUGAAGAAAAUAACUGCUGUGAGCAGAAACUUCAAAAUAACCAAGCUUAG
Messenger RNA from Stegodyphus dumicola, 3252 nucleotides. Its product is annotated as kinesin-like protein KIF11. Gene Ontology annotation, molecular function: ATP binding; plus-end-directed microtubule motor activity; microtubule binding. NCBI's taxonomy places the organism in Eukaryota, Metazoa, Arthropoda, Arachnida, Araneae, Eresidae. Gene Ontology annotation, cellular component: nucleus; spindle microtubule; mitotic spindle. Gene Ontology annotation, biological process: spindle elongation; mitotic spindle assembly; microtubule-based movement. The record is from RefSeq and is a predicted model, not a curated record.